Molecule: messenger RNA, 315 nt
Organism: Eremothecium cymbalariae DBVPG#7215
Lineage: Eukaryota; Fungi; Ascomycota; Saccharomycetes; Saccharomycetales; Saccharomycetaceae
Gene: TSC3
Product: Tsc3p
Exons: 1
Coding region: 1-315 (104 amino acids)
Source: RefSeq, a predicted model, not a curated record
AUGGUUACUACCGAAAAGAUAUAUGAGCCAUAUAAGAAGGCUAGGGGCACUAUGGUUUACGCCCCGACAAAUGCACAGAAGUCUAAAGGUGGAUUUAUCGAGAGGGUGUCGAAUUCGAUAGAAAAUCUUUACUGGAUGUAUUAUAUUCAUUUACCUUACUAUUUGAUGACGAAUUUUGAUUCGUUCUGUCUACAUACUAUGUUUCUGAUUAUUUUUACUUUGUCGCUAUUUGGGUUAGGCAAGUGGAUUAGUAGCAUAUAUUGGUUUUGGGCCAUAAAGUGGGAUAUAUCCUCGCCGUUUUAUACCAACACAUAG